CGCAGCCGAACAACUCAUCUCCCUCUCGAGUACUGCUCGCAAUGAACACACGAGAGCAUUCCGUAAUUGCGACCUCGUAAGGGCGAGGCUCACGCACAUAUUGAGUCGUUUUCGUGGACUGCAUUUGGUUCUUAUACAGUCUUUCCGACUAAAGCAACAACAACAGAAUGUCUGAACCAGGAACGUUAAACGCAGCGCCUUAGCAUUUUCAAAAAGUUUUGAAAUGUCAAAAACUUGCUUGUGACGUCUGCGACAAGCUGGACUAAAGAUGCUGAGAAGUCGCUGCUGAAGUUACAUUCGGAUUCUUUUUUCCUGUUCAGAGUGGAAAUGUCUUCUUGAAAUAGGCUACAGUUUGGUUGGUGUUAUAAUAUUGUAAGGUUAGUCUGCGUCAUGACUUCUAGCUAUGCGCCUGUAAUGGACAGACAAGCCACGCUGCCUUGCCGCACCGAAAGUCCCAUCACCGCUAACCUGGAACAUUUGCAGGCGAAAAAAAACUUUUCGGUAAGUCACCUGUUGGAUCUAGAGGAAGCCCGCGAGAUGGUGGGAACUCAGACGGAGGACAACACGGGGGAGUCGGGUCGGAAUAUGCUGGAGUCUCCUGGUCUAACAAGCGGCAGCGACACAGCACAACAAGAGAAUGAGCGGCUGACCACGGACGAGAAGAAGAAGAGGAAGCAGCGCCGGAACCGGACCACCUUCAACAGUAGCCAGCUGCAGGCUCUGGAGCGCGUCUUCGAGCGCACCCACUACCCCGACGCCUUCGUCAGGGAGGACCUGGCACGGCGGGUCAACCUCACCGAAGCCCGCGUGCAGGUGUGGUUCCAGAACAGACGGGCAAAGUUCCGACGGAACGAGCGAGCCAUGCUGGCCAGUAAGAACUCCUCGCUUCUCAAGUCGUUCUCCAGCGAUGUGACCGUGGAGCAGCCAAUGGUGCCUCGUCCGGCCCCGAGACCCAAUGACUACCUGUCCUGGGGGUCAUCGUCCCCUUACAGUGCCAUGGCCACAUACCCUCCCACAUGUGCCAACACGACUUCAACUCAGGGAAUGAACAUGGCCAACAGCAUUGCCAACUUGAGACUAAAAGCAAAGGAGUAUAGCCUGAACCAGGUGCCCACUGUCAACUGACCGAACAGCACCUCCGCCCCCUCUACCCCCAACACACACACACACACACACACACACACACACACGCAAACACACACACACACACACACACACACACACACGCACGCACGCAAACACACACGCGCACACACCCGCGCAAACACACACACGCACACUUCCAACUGGGAGCAUAUGGUUUCAGUUAGACAACUGAGACUACAGUCCUUAGGGGCACCCCAAUAAGCAUUCCAUCUUAAGGCCUGUUGUGCCAAGAAGACACCAUAACAAGGAUACCCAUCACACUCGAUACAAAACCAUUUUACCAUGCAAUGCAAAACCAAGCAUCACUCAGGCCGAAGAGAACAACUCGCGGUGUUCAUCUUUAUAACAAUGUCCCUGUAAUUCCACCGCUGAAGACAACAGUUCUGACUCUGUUCAAAAAUGACUCCUCUGUUCUGAGCUCUGGUGCAAAAAACUCGACCUUUUCUGCCAAAAACAACAGUACCACCGGUGGAAGACUACGGAUACUCUGUAGGCUAUGACCCGAACGGCAGACCUUGUUUUUUAACAGAACACGAAACGGAAAACGAAGCAGAACUUCAGUGCACUUGAGUGUUAAAGUUAUCUGCCAUGUUAUUUUAAAGACCAUAAAAGAAAUAAGUCAGAGCACAGAGCCCACAUGCUUCAUCCCAUAAUAAGCCAUUGAUAAUGAAGAGGCUGUGCGGAUGUCUUCCUGCUAAGCUCUUCAGUCGUCUGUAGGAUGCCUAUGGACUUCCAGAGACUAGUGGCAUUGGACAUCUUCCAACAAGGAGUCUGCUGACUGGUGGAGCCCUCUGGCCUUUGGAGUUUAGCAUGGGACUGAGGGAGAAUGUAAACCUUGGAUGGGGUUACCAAAAGUGCCUCAGAAAGAACACUAGACUUUGCUCCUGUUUGUCCUUUUUUUAAUCUUUGGAGCCAAAGUUUUCUUUUUUAUUUAGUUAAUGGCCUAAAGUCAUAUUCCCUAUUGUAUAUUAACUGAGUAUAUCCAAAUGUGUAAUAUUCCGUUGCAAUAAAAGGAUGUGGUUUAAGCACCAA
Sardina pilchardus (European sardine) is the source of this 2178-nucleotide messenger RNA. RefSeq names its product paired mesoderm homeobox protein 1-like. The record is from RefSeq and is a predicted model, not a curated record. Gene Ontology annotation, cellular component: nucleus. Lineage: Eukaryota; Metazoa; Chordata; Actinopteri; Clupeiformes; Clupeidae. Gene Ontology annotation, biological process: regulation of transcription by RNA polymerase II. Gene Ontology annotation, molecular function: RNA polymerase II cis-regulatory region sequence-specific DNA binding; DNA-binding transcription factor activity, RNA polymerase II-specific. The transcript has 4 exons. The coding region runs from base 391 to 1125 and encodes 244 amino acids.